Scatophagus argus is the source of this 1496-nucleotide messenger RNA. Its product is annotated as nascent polypeptide-associated complex subunit alpha. Bases 85 to 1404 code for a protein of 439 amino acids. Gene Ontology annotation, cellular component: cytoplasm; nascent polypeptide-associated complex. NCBI's taxonomy places the organism in Eukaryota, Metazoa, Chordata, Actinopteri, Scatophagidae. Gene Ontology annotation, biological process: protein targeting to membrane. The transcript has 9 exons. The record is from RefSeq and is a predicted model, not a curated record.
ACCCGAAACCGGAUAUUACCAUGAAACUAGGGUCAGAAGUUCUCUCUUACAGCCAUCUUGGAUAUAGCGUCCUGAGUCGCAACCAUGCCUGGUGAAGCCACAGAAACGGUCCCAGUCACCGAGCAGGAGAUGCAGCAGCCUCAAGUGGAGACUGCUGCAGAAGAAUUGAAUUCCUCUGCUCCUCCUGAGAUGGCUGUUCCUACAGUGAACAAGGCUAUCCCUCUGGAGAAUCCUCCAGAAACCUCUGUUCCUGCUCAAGACAUAGGUUCUCCAGAAGAGGCUAGCAUUCAGGCUACUAUUGAUCAGUCAAACGGUGUAGCUCCAACUCAAGAAAUGACAGAGCAAACUGAAGAGAAGGGGUUGGUGGCAACUGUCUCACAGCAAGAGGCAACUGCUGACCCAGCAGGGGAUGCAGCUGAUUUGCAAGUUCCUGAUGAGUCUGUGCCUUCCGCUCAAGCUCCUGUUGCGUCUCAAGCUGAUCAAGAAGCAGCUCCAACUGAAGAAGCCCAGAGUCAGGAAACAAAGGCCCCUGGAGAUGAACCUGGUGCAGUUUCAGAAAAAAAUCCUGAUGCUCCAAAACCAAAAGAUGUCAGCAUGAGCAAUGAAGAUGGGAAAAUAUCUGAUUCCCCAAAGUCUGCGAUAGAAGACCCGAGCAAUAUUUGUGCAGAUACAGCUGAAGUGUUGCCUGGUAGUGUGAAUGUCAGUGUGGCCACUCAAAAUGAAAAUCUUGACAAGGAAGAACCUGUUACACUGCUCUCAAAGGCCAUUCAGUCGAAGGGGACUUCCAAAUGUGAAGGCCCACCUCUUUCCACACGCCACCUGUCAGGAUCCGGCACUGAGUCAGACAGCGAUGAUUCAGUUCCUGAGCUGGAGGAACAGGACUCUGCACAGACACAGACACAGCAGGCUCAGCUUGCAGCAGCUGCCGAAAUAGACGAGGAGCCUGUCAGCAAAGCCAAACAGAGCCGCAGUGAAAAGAAGGCACGAAAGGCAAUGUCAAAGCUUGGUCUCAGACAGGUAACAGGGGUCACUAGGGUCACUAUUCGCAAGUCAAAGAACAUCUUGUUUGUCAUUACCAAACCAGAUGUCUACAAGAGCCCCGCAUCAGACACAUACAUCGUCUUCGGUGAAGCUAAGAUCGAAGAUCUUUCCCAGCAAGCCCAGCUGGCCGCUGCAGAAAAAUUCAAGGUACAGGGAGAAGCUGUAUCAAACAUCCAGGAAAACACACAGACGCCAACAGUACAGGAGGAAAGCGAAGAAGAAGAGGUUGACGAGACCGGAGUUGAGGUCAAAGACAUUGAACUCGUCAUGUCACAAGCCAACGUGUCGCGGGCGAAGGCUGUACGCGCCCUGAAAAACAACAACAACGACAUUGUCAAUGCUAUUAUGGAGUUGACAAUGUAAUGGGACCCUGGGAACGUAGGGUUGAAGAAAGAUUGCUGGUUUAUACAAUUUAUACCCAAGAUGGAAAUAAAGUUGUGGCUUGAUAAAUGAAA